AUGGGUAUGGGCAUUGCUGCAAACCCAACGCCGACUGCGACUAGCGGGGUUAUAUAUCCCCAUAGGUUCAGUAACAAUGAAAGGAUCACUUUUCACAAUUGUCCUGCUGCUCAAACUCUUGUUGAAUACCCUCUGCGGCUCCCUACCGAGGUAGGUGCAGCUCGCCACCGCGUCGUGUACGAUUACAACAAACCACAUCAAUUUUGUGGGUGUAUGACGCACGACGGUGCUAUUGGCAAUCAAUUCGUUGCUUGUAACUGGCAGCAUUGGCUAUCGGAUCCAUUAGUAGAGCAAGACGGACUUAUCGCGCACCCUCCACAGAUUUCUGAAAUGGAUAUUAUCCACGAUGCAAAUGAGUGA
Serpula lacrymans var. lacrymans S7.9 is the source of this 360-nucleotide messenger RNA. RefSeq lists its product as uncharacterized. The record is from RefSeq and is a predicted model, not a curated record. The transcript is spliced from 3 exons. Gene Ontology annotation, molecular function: RNA nuclease activity; RNA binding. Lineage: Eukaryota; Fungi; Basidiomycota; Agaricomycetes; Boletales; Serpulaceae. Bases 1 to 360 code for a protein of 119 amino acids.